Athalia rosae (coleseed sawfly) is the source of this 7993-nucleotide messenger RNA. RefSeq lists its product as uncharacterized. Gene Ontology annotation, biological process: proteolysis. The coding region runs from base 1146 to 6914 and encodes 1922 amino acids. The record is from RefSeq and is a predicted model, not a curated record. NCBI's taxonomy places the organism in Eukaryota, Metazoa, Arthropoda, Insecta, Hymenoptera, Athaliidae. Gene Ontology annotation, cellular component: membrane. The transcript has 13 exons. Gene Ontology annotation, molecular function: protein binding; serine-type endopeptidase activity.
AUAUCGCGAUAAUAUAGUUACGACCAACGGAUUAUACAGCGAUCCUCACAGCGUGGUAUAAGUCCGACUUAUAGCAUGUACAGCAAAGAAUGAAGAUGAAGAAUAGCAGAGCUAGCUGUGUUGUGUGAAGAUCUAAGGAUGUCAGUUCAGUCGGUGGUCAGCCGUCUUCGAGGAAAGAGCUUCACAAUUUCAGAGGUUAUGUAAAAAAUAAUUUAUCCUCCGUCAUGUAUAUUUCGUUGUUAUUGCAACAAUUCAAAUAUUCUGCAUAAACAUAAAUAUAGUGCGGUCAGAUUAUACACAGACGAUGAAAUUUUCAUAUAUUUAUCGUUUCAUCUCGAGCCAUAAUUUUAUGUGUCAAGAAUAAUAUGAAGAUAAUUAAAAAAUUUAAGUAGUUAUAUUUAAUCGAAACUCAAUUUCAUGAAGCAAAGUUACAUUUUAUAGUCAGAAGAAUUAGGAAAAAGUCAGUAAUAAAAAAAAAAAAAAAGAACUGAAAAACAUUGGACAUUAAAGUAUAUAUCGUUGAUUUUGAAAAGUACGUAAAUUUUCAAUACAUCUAAACUGUGUUGCCCAUUACGCAGAUAAUGUGAACGGAAUAAUAAAAUUUACAUUUAACGUAAUAUAGAGUGAGAAUAUUGUGAGCGCAUCAAGGACGAACGUUACUGCACUUUAUCGACGUAAACCGUAAUUAUAACUUAUUAUGCGAAUAAUAAGGACAUAGCUGAUCGUCGAUAAUUAUAAGGACAGUUUACAUGCAUAAACGUAUUACGGUGAUUAUGAUGAAACAGUUAUCGCUUGUAACCUAACAAAAGACAAAAAUCCUGGCAUCGUAUUUUGUCUACUUUUCUUCCUCUCUCUUUCUUCAAAAGAUAAAUUUCAAAGUGCAUCGAUUUGAUACUUCGAAUACUUCAAUCGUAUAAUAAAAAUGAAGAAUUUAUUUCUUGUUUGACGGGUAAUCAAUGUACCUACACCUAUCGAUCAUACAAUACUAAUGUCACCAUUGAUAAUGUGUGGAAAAUUUUCUAGUGAUAAAAAAUAAAGAAGAAAAACUAACGAAAUUGAAUAUAAAAAAAAAAAACUUAAUUGAAAUUGAGACAGAAAUAAUACCGUGUAAAAUCUAUUAUACCUGUAAUAAAUAAUAUAAAAACAUGGCAUCCAUGUGCGGCAGCACCAAAAGUUAUCCGCCUCCUUUAACUACCGGCAGUUUCUACAGGCCGGGAAACAAUUAUCCUUACCAGAGUGAAUAUUACCUGCCACCGAGGUCAGCUUGGUACAGGGUACCGCCGCAUAUGAACAAAAAUGGAAAAGAAACUAGAAAAUGGAAAAUCAGCAGCGCUGUUUUAAUAAUAGCCGCAAUGCUCGUACUCGUCGUCGUCCUGGCGGUCGCGGGUCUGGCUUUGUGGAUGGGAGCUCUCAGAACGGACCCGACAAAUGCUGUCGCGGGAUUUGCAUGCAGUUUUCGCAUCGUACGUGGAGAACGGUACAAUCCGAUGUUGAAGUUAAACACCAGUAUGGUGUUCCGUGAAAAAGAACGGAAGUACAAAAAUAUAUUCGAACUAAUGUUCAGAAGAAGCGUUCUCGCCGGUGCUUACAAACAGACAAUGAUAGACAAGUUUGAAAAUGGAACGCUCAAGGUAUUCUUCAGACUGUAUCUUGACCGCAGGAAGGUACCGAAGUCGAUCACUAACCUUGAAGACACAAUCGCCGAUAUUCUAGCUAAGGAAACGUACUCGGCCACUUCACUCUUCAAAAAUAUGGAACUGGACCUGACGAGUAUUUCGGUUAAAAAAUUGGGUCAGGAGAAUAUCCUCAAUCCAAAACAACAACAACAACAGCAGCAGCAACAGUCUGGAGAGAAAAAAAAUACGAUGAUAACGAAAAACGGUUUAUUGCGUCCAAAUUUAAGAAAUACUUCCACAGUUGUGGCGACAAAGAUUUUGCCGUCAAAAUCGUCAAAGAUUGAACCUGACGAGGCCGACAUCGACUUCAGUAACAUACCGACUAUCCAGGGAACCUACAAAGUGACGAAACUUAACGAAACUUCGACUCGAAAACCUUCUGGAAUUGGAACGACUCCGAAGAGGGGCAAUAAUACCAGAGAUAACACCACGACUACGAAAGUCCCGGAAAAUUUCGACGCGAUCGAUAAGGUGGCUGAGAAACCCAAAACUACCCGAAAAGAAGUAGAUAUGACGACCGAGAGCGUGACGACCGCUAAAUUACGAAGGAAUUCAACGGUUACAUCGAGGCCCAAGGUCACCGCAGACCGCACCAGAACGACCACGAUGACGACGCCUUCGAUGGCACCGGAGAAAAAACCUUACAGAGAUUUCGUUGACCCAGAAUUUGAAACAUCACCGUGGAGGCCGAUUAUUCCAGGCUUUGUCAACACGGAACUCAAACUACUUCCUCUGAAUGGAAAUGAAACUUCUUCGAAGCAUGGCUCGGUUCUAAUAAAAGCUGAUUCUAGCGCGACGCACGGUGAUCUGGAUAUCAAAGGUACCGGUGAAAACGUUGCCACGGUUUUUAAAGAGGGACAAAGUUCGGAGAGGCCAAACUUUUCCGAAAAAGUUGUACCGGCGAUACCGGAAGAACGGCUUCCUCACGGAUCGUUUCCCGCGGCUACCGGUAGCAACGGAGAACCAGUUUUACUAUCGGAGGACAAAAACCCGUUUACAUUUACACCCGGAGAAACUAAUCAAAAAUUUAAGGAUGCCCCGGUGACGAUCGACGUUCGCAGGGACGAUCUGGAAGCACUUCCUCACGACAGAAUCGUUCCGCAGGAAAUGGUGAACUUUCGCGUCAACGGGAAAUUCAAAAACAAAAUACCCACCGGACUGAUAGAACAGGAACCGCUAUUCGAAGACGAAGUGCAUCGUAGCAAGGAACGCCUCGACGCCAUUGAAGUCUCCGACGUUUCGCCGCUCCAAAAAACUUACAGCGUUCACGUCAGUUCUUCGGGAAAUUUUCAACGUACCACCAGCGAUUUGGAUCACGUGACCGUCCCGUACGACGGGCAAAAAGCACAAUUACCCCCCGAAAAUUUCGGGUCUCAGUACUUGCAGAUGGGAAUGGGGAUCAGGUCAACGCCAAAGACGCCGAUUGACCUGAAAAAGGUAUACGUCAACAAUAAACCCGUCAGCGAGUACCCGAAUUUUCAACUUCCAACGUUUGAAAUGAACGCGGCGAAAGUGGAAAUCGCAGGUGUAGGGGAGGCAGAAGUUGUUCUUGACGUAGCUGAAUUGGAGCCAAAAAAUCGGUAUUCGGAAAUCGAAGCCCUCGACGACGACGACGAUAUAUUGCGACCUGAAAAUUUGAUGCAAGAUAGAAAAGCCACGCAAAAUUCUCCGUCUAGAAUUUCAGAGCCCGUUUACACUAGCUACAAAAGUCCGGAUUUAAACGGAGAAGCGAAACCAAGUCUCGUCGAAAAUCCUGGGACCUUGAGACCCUUCAGACACACUAUUCCCGUGGAUAAAAUAAAUUCCGUAGUUUUGAAUACAAGUCAGUUGAAUUCAACGCGAGAAAUUGUCCGUCACGAGAUCACAGCCGACGAACGAUUUCACAAAAAUGUUAGUUCCGAAGUGAAAAAACCUCAUACAGAUAUCGCAGCAACGACGGAUAGUUCGGCGGAAUUGAUCAACAAAAACGAAGAGUCGUACGAGUACGAGGACGAGGGGGACGCCGAAAUCGGAGCGGAGGUCGGUGAUCAUUUUUGGGAAGAGUCGUCUACGAUAUCCUGGAGUGAAACGGAGAACGCUUCGGGGCUUCCUCCAAAAAAAUCGAACCUCGAAUUGGCGGACAACGUUCCUCCCGCAGAGGCGGAGGACUCCUCAGGCGUCAUGAUAGACGACGAGAAAACGCUGAAACACACCACGACCGAACUUUACUCCGAGAUGUUACAUCCUCUGAAUAAUAAUGGUCAGAAAAUUGUUACCGUCGAAGGUAAUCGCGAGACGGAAGUCCGACUUCCGUUGACUACGGCGCCUGGAAGGAAUUCGACGUUCGUUAAAAUCGACACGGUCAAAUAUGCGCCGGAGGAUUCGCCUGGGGAAAAUAAUCAUCCCCCGAAGGAAGAGGUUAAAACUAAAAUCUACAACGACACCCUCAGGGCUAACGUUGUAGAGAAUCUCGUUACUCUUGCCCCGGCAAAGAGUAACAGCGGAGUCGGAAGGCCUGUGAGGCCGCGGCCCAAGAUCAACGGAAGUGAAGCUGAAGAGAAUUUCGAUUCAAGGGCGGAAGACGCGACGGAAGAAGACGAAUUUAGCGACGACGGAAGCAGCGAGGCGGUUAGAAAUUUCGACAAGUCACCUCUGGAGCAAAUAGUCGAGGUCAUAACAUCGAUCAGCACUCAAACUUCUUCCCAUGAGGAACGAAAAGGCGACGGGGAAUCUGAACCACCUGAAAACUUUUCCAUUAAUUUUGACGAGAUUUCCGAGGCGAAAGACGUUAAGAGGAAUUCCGAAAAUCCUGAGGAGGGUUCACCGGCUUUUAGCGAAGAGGGGGAAGAAAAGAUAUUCACGGAAGUACAAGCACCCCAAAUUACCGGGGAAUUCAAAAUAGCAUCGAAUUCCGAUAGGAAAAUAUCCAGCCACCAAGAGAGCAUAAUGCUUUUAGAGAAGCUGAAACAAUUCGCCAAAGUCAGAACAGACACUUUGACGAUAUCAACUAAACAGGACACCGAGACGGUGAAUAAAUUCGAAACCGUCACGCCGAUUUCAAGACCGGAAGUGCAGGAUAUCGACCACCCUGCUAAUUUUGAAGAACUAUCAAAACUCGCCGCUGUUUCAACCGGAAACAAAGUGAAUCCAAGAAAUGAAACGGCUGACUUUACUCUCAGCAGAGACGGGGUGAAAAUUCUCACCAAGGUUCUUAACAAAGCCGAAGAAAGGACGGAGAAAAUGCGCUCCAGUACAGAAGAAAUUGAAGUAAAAAAUCUCGAUACCAUCCCGGAAACCUGCGAGGGAUUUCAAUGCAACGACGGAAAAUGUCUUCCGGCUGGGGCGAGGUGCAAUAUGCUGAGAGAGUGCUCUUCUUCGGAAGACGAAACGAACUGCAGAUGCGCUGAUUUUCUGAAAGCGCAAUUACUCUAUCAAAAGAUUUGCGACGGUACUCCGGACUGUUGGGAUUAUUCGGACGAAACCGAUUGCGAAUGGUGUAAAGAAGGGCAAUACGUAUGUGGCAACAGCAGAGCCUGCGUGAAUCCUGAUAAAGUUUGCGACGGUUUUCGAGAUUGUCCGGGAGGGGAGGACGAAAAGAAAUGCGCGGCUUUGAUAGACGAUAAUUUUUCGAUGACCGAGAGCAACAAUGCAAGCAGAGAAAACAUCCAAGUCGGAAAUAUAUCGCUGUUGAAAAUAGAGGACGAAGUGAAACCAGAAGUCGAGCGCGGCGACGACCAGAUUCCCUCAGUUCUAGAAGGGAGAAAUUUCGCAACUACGGAAACCGACCAGGAAAUGAUGGAGUCUUCCAUUCUGGAGACUACGACAUUCCGCAUCGUUGUUAGCGGCGAUAUGAAAUCAAAUUUUAGCGAGACGAGUACGAGACGUACGUCGGAUGGAUCCCAAAUUAUUCAACCUGCAGUUUCCGGAAGAGAAAUAAGCGCGAAUACAAGAUCGACAGCGGUUCAUGGUAACUCUUUUAACCACAUUCAGGUGAAAACUACGGAAAGCAUAAGGAAAAAUGAAGUGGACGACUACAACGAUAAGGGAUUUUUGAGCGUCAGGAAAAACGGUAAAUGGGGAAAACUUUGUCUCACUGGCAUGGACAAUCUCCUCGAAAGAAAACGAACAAUUUGGACUAUCGAGGACCUGGGUCAGGCUGUUUGCAAAGCGAUUACUUAUCAAGAUUAUGAGAAGGUUGAAAAGGUGCGACUCGAAAGAUCAAAGUUGACAGAUGACCAAUACUACAGUUUGGUGUACAACGAAAAGUCAGCGGACAAGACCAGUCUCACAUUUAAAUCUUCAACCUGCCCAAGUGGCGAAGUGUUGAGAGUGAAGUGCAAGAAUUUAGAGUGCGGCGUUCGAACCCAGACGCCUUCCCAGGCCAGAUGGACUUUUUCUCGGCGUUCCAGAAUCGUAGGAGGAGGAAGUUCUACCUCCGGUAGCUGGCCCUGGCAAGUCGCGCUGUAUAAAGAAGGCGAUUAUCAAUGUGGUGGGGCUCUAAUCGGUGACAAAUGGAUUCUCUCCGCAGCCCACUGCUUUUAUCACGCACAAAAUGAGUACUGGGUUGCAAGAAUAGGCACAACCAGAAGAGGUAGUUUUCCUAGCCCGCACGAACAACUGAUUCGUGUCGAUCAGAUAUCACUGCACCCCGACUACGUCGACAAUGGAUUUAUAAAUGACAUUGCUGUAUUGAAAUUAGAGAAGCCGACAACAUUCAGCGACUAUGUGAGGCCAGUCUGUCUUCCAAAAAGCGAACCCAAGGGUGGCGAGAUGUGCAAGGUCACUGGAUGGGGUCAACUCUUUGAAGUUGGCAGAGUGUUUCCUGACACCCUUCAGGAAGUAGAACUGCCAGUUAUAUCAACGGAAGAAUGUCGGAGAAGAACAUUAUUCCUACCACUUUACAGAAUAACUUCAGGCAUGCUGUGUGCUGGACUGAAAGAUGGGGGUAGGGACGCCUGCCUAGGAGACAGCGGAGGACCCCUUGUCUGUCCUGAGUCAAACAAUAAAUACACGCUGCAAGGCAUUACUUCGAAUGGUUACGGUUGUGCGAGACCUGGACGACCAGGAGUCUACACAAAAGUCCAUAAUUACGUUUCUUGGAUUGAACGAGUUAUGGUUCAGGAAGAACUGUCAACGUCAACAUCACUGUGCAAGGGUCACAGAUGUCCCUUGGGGGAAUGUCUACCAAAAUCACGCGUUUGUAACGGAUAUCUCGAGUGUUCGGACGGCAGCGAUGAGCUGGGAUGCUCAAUUAAUUAAUCAACUGAGUAGACUCGACUUCUAGUACGAAUUGAAAACAAGUGCAUUGCAUAUCAAGUACCUAAAUCAUGAGCGAUUAAUUGUUACAUAGGUUCGAUCAUAUGACUCACAAGCAGAAGUUUACGACCCACGUUGAUUAUGAUAAAUUUGUAAAUAAGUCAAAGCAAACUUCGGAGAGAUGACUGAAACUAUAAGGUACUGAAGCCCGAUAAUAAUCUUAUUCCAGAAUCUAAAUUAAACGUGAUUAAAUUAUGUUAAUGUUAAUUUUAAGUAGUGUAGUUACUUUACUAGCUCAACGUUACGAGCAGUAUUGGGGAUCAUUCUAUGAUAGAUAGAAUUCUAUAUAGAUCGAAUGCACCCUGAACUGCGGACAUCGAGGACAUACUUACAAUGAGCAACUUACAUAGUAAUAUCAGUAGAAUAGCAUACGUAUACCUGUCUUAAAAAACGUAUAAUGAAAAUGAUUAUUUAAUAAUGUGAUAUACCUAUGACCAAUGUUCAGUUUUAAAUACUGAGCAAUGAUAAUUCUCAAUUCCUUAUAGCAGGGGUGCUUGAGGGAAUUGUUGAAUUGCUCCUGACGAAAGCCUGGCAAUUCGGUUUUUAUUCUAAAAAAAACAAACCCUAAGGCCAUGUAAUUAGAAUAACUGUUUUAAAAUUAAUUUCGUUUUAGCCUCUUAUCGGGCGUAUACUUAUACCUGUCUGUAAAUACUUAUAUUUGUAUAGCAAUAGGCAAUAGUAUGGCGAAAAAAAUAAAAAAUUUAUUUGUAAAACACAAUACGUGAGUUCUGACCUAAAGAAGAGAAUUUGGAUAGUGGACAGAGUGAGGGAAUGACUUGAGAUGUUUCUUCUUAUGGAAUUGCGUAGUUACUUUUUGAGUACACACUUUAUUUGACAAAAAAGUUUGAGUUAGACACAAAAUGGAAGGUAAUUCCAAAUUAACCGCCAAUGACUGGUCAAUUUUUUGAUGUUGAAAGAUUCAAAUGAUUUUAAGUAAACUAAUGAACGGAUGUAGAAGCUAAAAAUAAAGCUGUUUACGUAUGUUUUUUUUUUCCUACAUUUUUUAGAAUUCUAAUCCAAAA